Molecule: messenger RNA, 1668 nt
Organism: Morchella importuna
Lineage: Eukaryota; Fungi; Ascomycota; Pezizomycetes; Pezizales; Morchellaceae
Exons: 2
Coding region: 1-1668 (555 amino acids)
Molecular function (GO): DNA-binding transcription factor activity
Source: RefSeq, a predicted model, not a curated record
AUGAGUGAGGAUAAAUUUGGUACUUGGGAUUUCAAUCACCCGGCCCCCACAGGACUUGAGGAAAGAGUUCAAGAGUUAGCCGAGUUAAGGCUCCCUCAGGAUACAUCCACAGAUAUAACCUCACCACUUGCACGGUUCAUGACCGACAACAACCCCCCCAGGCCCUUAGUGGGCAUCAAUAAUACCGCUGGAUACGUUACUCCCCAUACCUCACACCUUUCCAUCGCAACAAGCUGGGGGCAGAGAUCAAUCUACGAUGACUACGCUCCGUCGGCAGGCAGCUCUAGAUAUGAAUAUCCGUUUUCCCCUAGUAGCACUGGAUCCAUAGAUGAACAACGCUUUCAAGGAGUCAGCUACGACGACCAAUCGAGCUAUUCGCGCAGGGAUUCCGGAGGCUGUACAUCACCUUCUUCGCCAGGGAUAAAUGCCAACGACCCCUGGAGAAGGCACUCUGAUUACUCGGUCGAAUCUAAUACGGAUAUCAACAAUUCUUCUCCACUUGGCCACCACCGUCUCAGCCAAGAUGCUUCGUUUGUCAGCUUGAAGAAUAUACAGAUAAGCCCGGUAGAAGACGAAAAUGAUGAUAGAGAAGACUUGAUCCGAAGACCACAUAGCAAUAGCAUACCAGGAAUAUAUGUCAACGGACACGAGCAUAGUGAUCAUGGAAGCGCUAGUUCCUGGGAUAUGUACCAAGAUUACAUCCCUGGUCCAAUGGAUAUGUCCUGUUCUUCACCAACUUCCAAAGUCUCGCCUCAAGCCUCUUCUCCACGUACGGUGGCAGUGCUAGAAGCGAGGCGGGAGCGCCGUCGAUCAAGAAGUGGUUCUACAAACUCACAACUAUCGAAUAAGGCUCGGGCAGAGUUGAUGAAGCCUCAUCCUGACGCAACCACUAACGCAAAUGGGAAGAACCACAAAGGAAGAGGUGCGGGAAAGAAGACCAAGGAGCGACAGUUCUGCCCAGAACAUCCAGGCAAGUCAUUUAGGCACAAUUCUGACUUCCGGAAACACAUGCAAACCAAGCACACCAGACCCUUCCUCUGUACAUUCCACUUUGCAAACUGCGAGCAAACAUUCGGGUCAAAGAAUGAGUGGAAGCGCCACGUCUUCUCACAGCACCUACAGCUCCACUACUGGCGCUGCGACUACCCCAAUUGUGCAGAUCGUAAGGCAUACUUCAAUAGAAAAGACCUAUUUGGACAACACCUUAAACGCAUGCACGGGCCCAAGGACACCAACAGCCCUAAGAACGCAUCCGAGAUUAAUAAACGUUGGCUCGGACAUGAGAUUCCUCAGAUUCAGGACCGUUGCCGCAAGGAACGUCGUGCUCCUCCCGAGAGGAGCAUAUGCGGAUACUGUGACGAGGAAUUCUCAGGACCCGGUAGCUGGGAUGCAAGAAUGGAACAUGUGGGAAAGCAUUACGAGAAGAAUAACUACAAGGAUAUCGAUACUAAGACAUGGGUGAUGGACAAGGGCCUCAUCCAAUGGGCCCUUGAAGAGAAGAUUGUUGAGAAGACCGAGGAAGGGGGUUAUAAGCUUCUGUGUCAUGGAAAAGAUUCGAUUGAGGGAGAAGAGAGGAGGAGAAAUAGCCAAUAUGGACCAUCCACUAUUGAUCUUGGGAAUGAGGGUUACGACGACAACGAGGAUGCAGAGGGUGAGUAUGAGGAUUAG